Messenger RNA from Aegilops tauschii subsp. strangulata, 2967 nucleotides. RefSeq names its product protein FAR1-RELATED SEQUENCE 5. The record is from RefSeq and is a predicted model, not a curated record. NCBI's taxonomy places the organism in Eukaryota, Viridiplantae, Streptophyta, Magnoliopsida, Poales, Poaceae.
AUCUGCUCCAGUAGUUUGGCCCAUAACCAGCGUUUUUGAAAUAGCACAUGAUUAGUAACUUGUGGUUCCCCCACGCUGUCCCAGAUGGUGGCCCACUAGCCGACUCACCACCACCACUCGUCGCCGCACCUUUCCUCUUCUCGCCUCCUGCCUCUCUUGCUCUGUACCAAACACCGGCGGCGCGGCCAUCCUCUCCCCGACAAUAUGGUCUCUCUGGAGGCCAGUUCAUGGGUUCCUAAUUGGUCCAGAGGAGGCCACCGGCGGCGAUCUCCCAAUAGAGUCCCAGGCUUCUAUGAGCGGCGCCAAUGGCCAGAUUCGCCCUAGAGGAGAUGCCGGAGACGAAGGCCAGGGAGCGGAUUUAUUUGGCAAUGCCGGCUUCAAUGUGUGCUCGGAGGCUAUGAGCGGCUAGACUAGGAGGGUCCGGAUAGGCAAAGGACCUGAAGUUAGGAAUCUGAAUCCCAACAGGAAAACUGUGCUAGAAUUGUCUGUAAGGGCAUAUGCUGAGAAGCGCAAUGGAAUGGUUGUGAAUCCAACAGUUGGGGCAUCGUUCGACUCGAUUGAUGAGGCGUACGAGUUCUACAAUCUAUAUUCGUGGGAGUGUGGUUUUGGUGUCCACCUUUCGUCGAGCAGGAUGAACGUUGAUAGGAAGAGAUGCAUGCAAGAGAUUGUAUGCGCAUGUGCGGGCAAGCCACUGAAGGAGAACACCAAAUCAGCGAGAUGUGGAUGCACGGCUAUGAUUAGGCUACUUAGAUCUAGUGAUAAUGGCUGGUACAUAUCAGAACAUAAAGAAGAUCAUAAUCACCCAUUGUCUCUGACGUGUGGAGAGAAAAUGCAUUGGAAAUCACAUAGGCAUAUUGACCGGUACGCGAAGGACCUGGUAAAGCAACUACACGACAACAAUGUAGGGCUUCGCAAGGUGUUCAGCAUAGUUGGUAGUUUCUUUGGAUCAGUGGAGAAUGUUUCGUCCACAAAACGCUCUUUGAAAACUCUAUGUUGGAAGCUUAACAAGGAGCAAUCUGAUUUUGAUGCGAUGAAGACGAUAGACAUUUUGUCAGAGAUGAAAGCAAACGACCCUGAUUUCAAUUAUAUAGUUCAGGUAGAUGAUGAGAGUCGGAUUAAAACUUUGAUGUGGGUGACUAGCAGGGGUUGUGAUCAGUAUAGGUGUUUUGGGGAUGUGAUCACGUUUGACAUGACAUACCGGACAAACCUGCAUGACAUGCCAUUUGGCAUGUUUGUCGGAGUAAAUAACGACUUUCAGAGUAUAAUCUUCGGUGGUGUGAUGCUUAGAGAUGAAAAGGAGGACACCUUCAAAUGUGUUUUCAGAGAAUUCAUUCACAUGGUGGGGGGAAGCACCCAAAAACGAUUCUCACAGAUCAGGCUAGAUCAAUGGAAAUUGCUAUUGGAGUUGAGUUACCAAACUCAGUGCACCGGUAGUGUAAAUGGCAUGUUCUGCAGAAGGCUAAAGAGUCGAUGGGGACACUUUGGAGCAAGAAAAGUGAUUUCAAAUUAGAGUUCCAUAAGCUUGUGCACCACAUGAUAACAGAGGAGGAGUUCGAGGCCGGUUGGGAUGAUAUGCUCGAGAAGUAUUCUCUCCGCAAACAUCCUUUCCUGACGCAGGUAUACGAGGUUCGUCAUAAGUGGGCGAAGCCGUACUUUAGAGGCGUGUUCUGUGCAAAAAUGACCAGCACUCAUCGUAGCGAGAGCGCAAACCACCUCCUAAAGGGUUACGUGCCUCCUAGGUGCCCAAUGCAUUUGUUCUUGAGGCAAUUUGAGAAGCUCCAGUUUGACAGAGAGUCUAAGGAGAGCUUCCAGGAGAAAAGAACAUCCCUGAGUGGUGUUACUUUAAAAGUAAAUCUGCCUAUCAAGAGGCAUGCAAGCAAGGUUUACACACAUGCAAUGUUUGAACAGUUUGGUGAAGCAUUGUAUAAGUCAAUUCUUACGUGCUCGAUGAAUUGGAGCCUAGAAGACUAUACAAGUUAACACAUGUCGAUGCAUCUGCAAGAGAGAAGUGGAGCAAAGUUGAAUUCAAGGUGGAAGUCAGUGAAGAUGAAAGCUUCUUCAACUGCGAGUGUGGCACAUUUGAGCACUCUGGCAUGGUUUGUUGCCAUGCAUUACAGGUUAUGAUACACUUCCAUUUGCCACAAAUUCCUCAAAAACACAUACUGAAGCACUGGACCAGGGAUGCCCGUGAUGUGCUUCCGGAGCAUCUGGCUAGGUACCAGAAAGACAAAGGGCCUCCUUCGAGCGACACUUUCAGGCAUCAUGCGAUGUACAUAAAGGCUCUGGAGUGUGUGCAGCUGGGAGAUCGCAAUGUGAAGUGCUACGAGGUUUUCAUGAGCCUUAUGAAUGAUGUUUAUGCUACAUUACUUCUGUUAGGCUUAGAAGCAGAUGUCAUGGGACUUGCCGAGCGUGAGCAGCAGGCCAACAGUGUCGCACCCUAGCUUCAUGAUGAGAACCGUAAGAUCGUUGCAUCUAGGCAAACCACGGAUGGUGCAUCAAGCUGCUCUGGUGUUGCCGUGCCUAACAAGAAGCGGACUGCUGGUCGACCUACCACCAGCAGGGACAAACCUCCUUACGAGCAACAUCUCAAGUGGUCUCGCUUCUGCUCCAUUUGCAGAGUGCAAGGGCACAAGAGCACGACGUGUCCUGAUAGAGGAGAUUUGUCGAAGGAGCCACGGAAAUUGCCAAAAUGUUCAAAAUGUGGAGUUAUGGGACACCGCCGCAAUGUGUGUGGUAAGGACAGGGGGCCUUUCGAACCAAACUUUCUCUAGAUACAUGAACUUGAUAUUCUCGAUUCGUUUCAAAAAGGACCGAUCAUCUGGGAGAACCUUAUUUGUUGUCCUAUGUUUAAUCAUUUGUUUGUCUCUAUACUCCUGGUGUGCUGCCAAAACCAAAUUCCUUGGGAGUCAUCCUGUAUGCUGUCUGAAUUAGCCUAUCAUUUUGCGAGGAAUUUGGUUUGAUUUUCUA